Microsporum canis CBS 113480 is the source of this 729-nucleotide messenger RNA. RefSeq lists its product as uncharacterized. The record is from RefSeq and is a predicted model, not a curated record. NCBI's taxonomy places the organism in Eukaryota, Fungi, Ascomycota, Eurotiomycetes, Onygenales, Arthrodermataceae. The transcript is spliced from 5 exons. The coding region runs from base 1 to 729 and encodes 242 amino acids.
AUGUUAGUAUUAUUUAGAUACUGUCAGGCUACAGAAAAUAAUAGUUCUGCAAAAUAUACUUUAUCUGGCAUGGUAGAAGAACCACAAGAAACUAGAGUGUUGAGGUCUUUGCAUGGAAAUAUGGUGCCUCCGGGCAUCCGCAUGCCAUCCUCCAUAUACAGAGGUAUGAACCCCAAGUGUACGGACUUACUCAGGGUGUGGUUAACUACGUGUAUGAGGGCGACGUUAUGCCGCUCGAAGAAAGGAUUUGCAAGUAUGUGGUGCUUUUUCUUCUAUACCUUUGAAACGCUGGAUACCCUAGGUCCCAAGGGCUGGCAGGAAAAGCUAGCAGACUCUAAAAGCAGGCUCUGGCUCCAGAAGAAGCAACACUCGUCCCUAUUCGAGAGGGCACCAGAAGGGGCAAUGGUUCGAGAAUAUAUAAAGGCUACCUAUCGAUCGAAUAAAGAGAAGGAGAGGAACCCGGGUGUUGCUCAAGGGAUUGCGGGUGCUGCCAGAGGCCGCGGGACGUAUCACCUUCCGGGGAGCUGUAUUAUGGCCACUGCACACCGUAUUGUCUCUGCUGCACGCGAGAGCGAGGGUUUACAGGAAUACCCAAGGAAUAUAACUUCAAGCUCCCGGAAUGGAAACCUACCGCCGAAGACAUGGAGACGACGACAAGCCACGGCUCUCAUGACGCCAGCAGACGGACAGGCACGAGCGCUUCACCCGCUGUUAUUGUUUCCUGCAUGA